Messenger RNA from Zea mays, 1496 nucleotides. RefSeq names its product histone H1-like protein. The transcript is spliced from 5 exons. Gene Ontology annotation, biological process: nucleosome assembly; chromosome condensation; negative regulation of DNA recombination. Gene Ontology annotation, molecular function: double-stranded DNA binding; nucleosomal DNA binding; structural constituent of chromatin. The record is from RefSeq and is a predicted model, not a curated record. NCBI's taxonomy places the organism in Eukaryota, Viridiplantae, Streptophyta, Magnoliopsida, Poales, Poaceae. Gene Ontology annotation, cellular component: nucleosome; nucleus. The coding region runs from base 592 to 1233 and encodes 213 amino acids.
AGAUCCAGGUUCUCUCUCCCUUUCAACUCCGGUGGCGGCGAGAGCAAGUAGCACAAACUUAUGUGAAAGCGACUCCAAACUACGAUGGAUCCCCAGGCAAGUCAACCUCUCAGCUUUGGUGACACUCAACCCGUUAACUCUUCAUAGGGUCACGUCGUGCGCUCUCUUGGAUCCAAAGUCUUCUCUUUCUCAGAUUCAGUGACAAAGAGGGUAAGUAGUAUGGACUCUGGUUGCAGUGACGGCGCCAGAUCCCUAGAUCUGGUGACGGCGAGGGAAAGUAACAUAGACUUCAGUGGCAGUGGCUCUAGACUACAACGCACCCCGAGCGGAUCAACCACAUAGAUUGAUUGUGCACUGACAUAUUAUUCAUAGGACCACUAAUGCGUAUCCUCUCAGAUCCAAACUCUCUCACCCUUUUCAGAUCUAGUGACAUUGAGGGCAAGUAGCAAGAGUUUGGCAGCAGUCGUGGACUACGACGGAUCCAAACAAGUCAACCUCUCAGAUCUGAUCUGGUGACUACAAGGUCAAGCAGCACAAACUUUGGUGGUAGCAGCUUCAGACUACGAAAGGAGUAAUAAGCAGGAUUCAAAGAUGAUGGUUACACGAGAGCAUCCAAUGAGGAGCAGGGAAUGCCAGCUUUGCCAUGAAAACCCGCUCUCUUCGCCAAGCAUGACCAAAAUGAUUGUAGAGGCGAUCGCUGCCCUCAAGGAGAGGAAGGGGUCGAGCUCGGUGGCCAUCAGCAAGUACGUCGAGGGGAAGCAUGGCGGCAAGCUCCCCACCAACUUCCGCAAGCAGCUCACUGUGCAGCUGAAGAAGCUCGCUGCCGCCGGCAAGCUGACGAGGGUGAAGAACUCCUUCAAGCUGCCGGCCACCGACGCCAAGCCCAAGGCCGCCAAGCCCAAGGCACCCAAGGCCGCGCCCAAGCCCAAGCCCUCGCCGAAGGCGAAGGCCAAGACCGCUGCGAAGCCCAAGGCGGCGUCGCCCAAACCCAAGGCCAAGGCCAAGGCCAAGCCUGUCGCUCCUGCCGCCGCGUCGCCCAAGCCCCGCGGGCGCCCUCCCAAGGUCGCCAAGACCUCCGCCAAGGCCUCCCCCGCCAAGGCAGCCAAGAAGGCGGCUGCUCCUGCCAAGAAGGGAAAGGCAGCGGCGGCUCCUAAGAAGGUGGCAACCCCGAAGAAGGCUGCUGCUGCUGCCGCCCCGGCCAGGAAGGGCGUGGCCAGGAAGGCCAAGAAGUAGUCUGCCUGCCUUGUCGCUGGCGAGAUCCCCCCCUCAAUUCCGCCUAUAGAUUCCCCUCUUUCAUGGAUUUUGAUCCAAUCGUAAUAUUGUCAGUAGCUCUAGAUUCGUCGGUAGCUCCAGCAUGAGUGUCGGUGGUAGUUCUGUGCCUGUAAAAACUUGGGAUAGUUGAUCGCGUGUGAUCAGCCGUCAUGCUCCUCCAGUCUCUAUGAACAAGCUAAGCUAUAAUAGUAUUUUGCUAUCCUAUGAUCCCCGGGUUGUUGGCU